Trypanosoma cruzi is the source of this 1881-nucleotide messenger RNA. RefSeq names its product calcium-dependent lipid binding protein, putative. NCBI's taxonomy places the organism in Eukaryota, Euglenozoa, Kinetoplastea, Trypanosomatida, Trypanosomatidae. Gene Ontology annotation, molecular function: lipid binding. The transcript has a single exon. Gene Ontology annotation, cellular component: endoplasmic reticulum. The record is from RefSeq and is a predicted model, not a curated record. Bases 1 to 1881 code for a protein of 626 amino acids.
AUGAUUUAUCUACUCAUAAACUGGACAAACAUUCUUUGGGUCGGCACCCUCGCCGCGGCACUGGUAGGGUUAAAGAAUUACAAUGAGAUGACGGAGAGUGAGCACGAAAAGUUGGUGAAGGCUCUGGACAAAGUCCGAGGCGUUGCUCCCAUUCCAAUCGUCAUCGUUAGUGUAUGGCUGAUGCUGCGCUGCCUGUAUGCGCUGGGUGCCAUUUUGUUAUUGGAAUUAAUUCUCGUGGUUAGUGUGGUUUGCUAUUCCUUCCGGAAGGAGUCUCGGAGAGCCGUUAUGCAGACGCAUCAAUUGCACUGGCUGUUGCAAAACACGGAGAAUUUGAAGUCCAUUUUGGGCCAAGAUUUACCGGAGUGGUUGAAGUACCCAAAUGUGAAUCGGGUGCAGUGGAUCAAUACACUGAUCAGCGGUAUGUGGAGCUGCAUUGCUUCCGCGACCGAGACAUCCAUUCGUCAGUUUGUGGGGCCACUAAUAGAGGCGAAUAAACCCUCCUUCAUAUAUGAAAUAGCUCUCAAAGAAUGUUUUAUGGGAACGAAUCCUGUUGUUGUUCACGGAAUUCAGCACUUUCCGAGCGAGGACAAUACCUCCGUGAUGGAUUUGACGCUUUCGUGGGACAGCGACAUGGAUGUGAACCUACAUAUAAAAAUGCCAGGACCCGAUAUGCAUAUUCAUGUACGACGUUUUGAAAUGAAUAUGCAAGUUCGUUUUAUACUCUCGCCUCAUAUUCCACAAUGGCCCUGUUUUGGGGCAAUUUCUUUUUCCAUUAUGAAGAUAUGGGUCUUGAAUUUUGAUAUUGUAGCGGCGGGGAUAUCACUUGAUGUCGUGCCUGCUGUGGGAGAAUUUAUUGAUCAAUUUAUUCGAAAAACACUUAUUGGAAUGCUACAACACCCCAAGAGGAUCACCAUCCCAAUGGUACGGGGGUACACCGUAACGGCAAGUCGUGAAGAUAGCGCUCUUGGUUCUCUUCGCGUCCGUUUGCUGCGGAUAGAGGAAUGGCAUCAGCGCUAUGUAUCCAACCGGGAAAAAACUCCAUUUUACGUGAAAUUAAUAAUGAUUGGCAAUGAUGAAGAAAAGAAGAAGCGUCUUAAAAGUGCAAUUUAUAAAGGACUGAGUAGUGAAUUGGAUGAUGUAUUCAGCUUUGUUUUAUAUGACACGAAUGGCACAUUGCGAUUUUGGUUGUAUUUUGACGUCCCUGGUACAGAUCCGUGUGUUGGGGAGUGUGAAGUUCCUGUUCAAAUACUUAUGGAUAGUAAACAAACGGAGCAUUCGUGCCUUCUGGUUAAGUCAUCUGUUACGAAUUUGGAACCGCGUGCAAAACUAAUUAUUUUGUCUGAGUUUUUAUCUUAUACUGGCAGAAGCAGGACGGAAUCUACCGCAGCUCCCUCCCACGCGCCGUCACGCUCAGUCUCGGAGGCUUUUAUGAGGAAACAAGAAAUAUGCGAACGCCCCUUGGAUCCCCCAAGUGUGCGGUCUACAGCCAAUGGAAGCAUGCAUAUGUCAGGAUCUGGGAGUGGCACCCUCUUUGUUACCGUGGAUCGCUGCACCGGCCUCAAAAACUUGGAGUAUGUUGGUGUGUCGGACCCUUAUGUACAGUUACGACUGCGGAAGCAAACUAGAGUAUCGCCUUACGUGAAAUCCAACCUCGAUCCCAAGUUUAAUUUUGAGGCGGAGCUGGAGGUGUACGAUAUCCAAACCGAUGUGUUGCAUAUAAAAGUUGUGGACAAGAAUGAUUUAGGCAAAGAUCGUGCGAUGGGCACUGUCAAUAUCAUUUUGAAUUGCGUUGCAAGGAGCCCGGGGGAUCGGAUUUCUGGCGAAUGGAACCUUGACCCGCAAGGCAAAAUCUUUUUGACGAUGAGCCUUCUGCGUCAUUGA